Haliaeetus leucocephalus (bald eagle) is the source of this 4892-nucleotide messenger RNA. It is a transcript of the gene ALDH6A1, whose product is annotated as aldehyde dehydrogenase 6 family, member A1. Gene Ontology annotation, cellular component: mitochondrion. Gene Ontology annotation, molecular function: malonate-semialdehyde dehydrogenase (acetylating, [NAD(P)+]) activity; methylmalonate-semialdehyde dehydrogenase (acylating, NAD+) activity. Bases 1981 to 3354 code for a protein of 457 amino acids. The transcript has 11 exons. Gene Ontology annotation, biological process: L-valine catabolic process; thymine catabolic process. NCBI's taxonomy places the organism in Eukaryota, Metazoa, Chordata, Aves, Accipitriformes, Accipitridae. The record is from RefSeq and is a predicted model, not a curated record.
CUCAACGGGGGUUAAGGAAAAAAAGUUCAAUGUCAGACUUGUUUGACGCCGGAGCCACGAAGUGCGCGGUUGGGCAGCUCCCUCCGCUCCGGGAAUCACCUCACCUCACGUUACUUCUUGUAGCGAGCCCUGCCUGGCUCAACAGGUACACCCAAGGGCGAUAUGUUAGUUCAGUUAAUCACGUCCUGAUUAGUUUUCUCCGUGUUCCUUAUGUAGCAUGCAUUGUGCUACAUGUACACCAGCCAAUUUUUUUCCCCAAUUUUUAGAUUUCUUUUACCGUGUAUAUCUCUUCAGUAAGAUCAGCAAAAAUGAAAUUCAGCAAAAGAAUAUAUGACUAAUGAUAAUGCGUGAAAAAAAGAUUGUUUCAAGCUGUGUGGACUGGCCUCAUAUCAUCUAUUUAUGGCAGAGAGAGGAUCUGACUUUCUUUGGGUAUUAUCAAACAACUUUAGCUGUCAUAGCACCUUUUUUCUUCUGGUAUCCAUGGCUGUACACUUUCCAAGUUCUAAACAGCUAAAUCAUGACUCUCCAAACAGUCUGCUUUACUACAGUCCUUGUUCCCACAGCAGGCUUAUUCUCCACAGAUGAAAGGUGGUGAUCUUACAGAGAAAGUGCAAUCAAUCUUAAUUCAGCAUUUCCUGGCUUGCUUGAAAUAUUUUUUCUUUGUCUGUGCAAUUGUCUAGAUACCCCUUUUUAGCAAUUUGAAAAAAGCAUAAAUUCCAUUGCAGUGAAGUCCACAUGGGUCAUAAAGCACUGGGGCUUGUAGGUCCAGUGCAGAUACAUGGCACUUGGGCCAGUGGAGUGACUGAUAGCGGUAGGAGUUUGUCAUUCUUUAGACCAGCACUAGAAGACCAUUUCUGACAGUCAGGAAACUCAGUCAAGUUCCUGCGCUUCCUUCCAGGUUCUAGAGGGGAUUGUGUUUUCAUAGGCACAGACUUCUGCCUCUCUUUCCCAAGAGUAGUUCCAGCUACACAAUCAUCUGCAACUUUUUAUUUUUGAUUCACUUCUGGUAUUACCUCCCAAAUCACUAGGUCUUGCUUAUCCAUUAACAGUCUUACUUUACACUUCUCAUCCUAGCUUUCUCAUCUCCGAGCUUUCUCAGCUUGCUGCAACUCUUAUUGCUGUUCACUUUUUUUCACUCUUCUCCACUUUUCACUGUCAUUACUUGUCCAGCCAACAUCAUUUAUGUUCCUGAUUCUUCCUCUGAUCUCUUUCCCUUCAUUACACCUUGGAUAGCAUCCCAGUCCUCAUCUCCCUCUCCUAAUUCCACAUCCUAAUUUCUUCACAGAGUUCCUGACAUGUUUGGGUUUCUAUCCCAGUUCUCUUGAUCCGUCCCAUUUCUGUUCUUCACCCAGCAGAUCCAUUUCCCCUUCCUCUUACCUGUUCACCUCAAGCCAUUGUUUUGUGGCAUGAUUAACUGGUUCUUGCUUUCUCCUAGUUCUCUCCUUACCUCCCAAUAUCAACUCCUAGUUUCUGGUUUCUUAAUUUAUACAGUCCCAAUCUGUUUUUCUGCAUGAUACAGUUUUGUUGCCUAUUCAGUGCUAGUUACAGCUUCUACCUCUGGUACCUUCUACCUUCUUUCCUUCUGCCCUACGUUUACCUGAACUCCUGAUUCCAAACUUUCUUUUUCUUUCUUCUGCAUCUGAGUUGGAAAGUUCUGUCUUCUGUGCUGCCUGCCAGGACAGUCAUUGUGAACUCAGCAGAUGCAGGUUCCUUGCUCUUAGUUGCAGGACCACACGGGGAGUGGGGAAAGUCCAAUUUUAUGCCUGUAGCUAUGAGCUGGAGAGAUGAACCUACUUAGUGGCUUGAUGGAAAGGAAGCACAGCACAGUGUGCACUGGGUACAUGGAAUUCUCACAAGCCAACAACCAAACUCUUCAUUGAUGGGAAGUUUGUUGAGUCCAAAACUACUGAAUGGAUUGAUAUCCACAACCCGGCCACAAAUGAAGUGGUUGGCCGUGUACCAAAAGCCACGGCCAGUGAGAUGGAGGCAGCUGUGGCUUCUUGCAAAAAGGCUUUUUGGAACUGGUCAGAAACAUCUGUUUUGAGUCGCCAGCAAAUCUUCCUGCGUUAUCAACAACUCAUCAAAGACAAUCUGAAAGAAAUUUCAAAACUCAUCACCUUUGAGCAAGGGAAGACCCUGGCUGAUGCUGAGGGAGAUGUGUUCCGAGGCCUCCAGGUGGUUGAACAUGCUUGCAGUGUGACAUCCCUCAUACUGGGAGAGACCAUGCCCUCCAUCACUAAAGACAUGGACACUUACACCUACCGUCUGCCUCUGGGUGUGUGUGCUGGAAUUGCACCGUUCAAUUUCCCAGCCAUGAUUCCUCUUUGGAUGUUCCCCAUGGCUAUGGUUUGUGGAAACACCUUCUUGAUGAAACCAUCUGAGCGUGUACCAGGAGCACUCAUGUUCCUUGCCAAGCUGUUUCAGGAUGCUGGUGCCCCCGAUGGGACCCUGAAUAUCAUCCAUGGACAACAUGAAGCUGUGAAUUUCAUUUGUGACCAUCCGGAUAUCAGAGCAAUCAGCUUUGUGGGAUCUAAUCAGGCUGGCGAGUACAUCUAUGAGAGAGGAUCCCGGAAUGGCAAGAGAGUCCAGGCCAACAUGGGAGCCAAGAACCACGGUGUGGUGAUGCCUGAUGCCAACAAAGAGAACACCUUGAACCAGCUGGUUGGAGCUGCUUUUGGAGCAGCUGGCCAACGCUGCAUGGCCCUGUCUACAGCAAUUCUAGUGGGAGAAGCUCAGAAAUGGCUGCCAGAGCUUGUGGAGAGAGCCAAAAAUCUACGUGUAAAUGCAGGAGACCAGCCUGGAGCAGAUCUAGGGCCUCUAAUCAGUCCCCAAGCUAAGGAACGGGUUUGCCAUCUGAUUGAGAAAGGAGUAAAAGAAGGUGCCAGCCUUCUUCUGGAUGGACGUAAUAUCAAAGUGAAGGGCUAUGAAAAUGGCAAUUUUGUUGGGCCAACAAUCCUUGCCAAUGUCAAGCCAAACAUGACUUGCUAUAAGGAGGAAAUCUUCGGGCCUGUCUUAGUGGUUCUGGAAGCAGACACUUUGGAUGAUGCCAUUGAGAUGGUGAACAAUAACCCCUAUGGAAAUGGAACUGCAAUCUUCACCACCAAUGGAGCCACAGCUCGGAAAUAUUCUCACUUAGUAGACGUGGGGCAGGUGGGUGUCAAUGUUCCAAUCCCAGUACCUCUGCCCAUGUUCUCUUUCACCGGGUCUCGUGCUUCUUUCAGAGGGGACACCAAUUUCUAUGGCAAGCAGGGAGUGCAGUUCUACACACAGCUGAAAACUAUAAUUUCUCAAUGGAAAGAGGAAGAUGCCACCGUUACCAAGCCUGCUGUGGUUAUGCCAACUAUGGGAAACUAAAUCACCCCUUGCAGAUGCUGUUCCUGGUGCCCUUCUCCUUCUAUGCUGCACUUUCCAGCUUUGUCCUGACUAUCAUCAUUUCCUUGGGAAUGAAUAGAAAGCUCCAUUUUCUCAAGGACCUCUGUUUCUGUGCAGAUCAGGCAGGCUCAUGUAAUGCACAGUCUGGGCUUACUGUUGCUGUCAGUGUUUUUUGGCUAGCUGAACUCAAUUUUUUUUCCCACAACCUAUGACAGAUGAAACAACCCUAUCUAAUUGAAAGGGCAGACAGUGAGAUUGGUCUUAAUUUGUGUUUCUUUCCAGACCCUCUGAACUUGAACAUUACUCUGGUUUCCACUUCAAUAUCUUUAGCCUUAGUGACUCACUCCUGGCUACAUCUCGUAGCAUUUUUCUUUACCUCUUUAUCUUACAUGUUAAGAUUUUGAGUUCACCUUACUCAAAGAUGAGUACUCAUUCUGAGUGACAUAACUGGGACACCUUGGGUGUCUCAUAGAAGUGACUUUACAUACAACGAAGACAGCAAGUUUGGGAGUUGAAAAUGUCAGUCUUUCAUCUGUUGAGCAGUUUCCAAAACACUUGGGAAAUAGCUUUCUAAGGAUUUUUCAGGAAAUCAUAUUUGAUUGCUUGUCUGAGGAUGAAAGAAAUUCCUUGGAUGGUACAGUGACGUUCACUGUGCCUCUGACAGCUUGAAAACUUCUGUUCCUGUUGUGCGCGUGGCUUGUAUUCUCCAGCUUGCCAGCAAUUCCGUUAUACCUGAAGUUGUUUGGUGCCUUUUUACUGUGCUGACGGAUAUGUGCCUACAGGUCCUGUAACGUAAUGAAACUGUAGAAGCAGAAACAUAAGCAUGUCUAUGUAUCUUUGCGUCACAGCAUCGUGUGGGUGGAAGGUGGAGUAAGUAGAUGGGUCAGUAGGAAGAAAGAACACGUUUUUUAAUCACAAAGCAGCCAGGCCUGUUCUCUUGGUUUCUUUUCCUGACUAUGGCUGUAUUUCUUGUGUUUGAUUGAUUGACUCCUUGUCACAUUUGCUCAAACACAGUCAUGUUCUCUAGGGACUGCAGGUCCCAUUACUAGAGAAGGAUAAGACUUGGUAUACUGUGUUUUUAAGAAUCUGUGCAUUUGGAGCUGGAGAGCCUAUAUUUUUAUUCCUGGUUCCUAGGUGAUGCAGCCAUGAGGGAUCUGCAGGGAACUCAUUCAAGCACCUAUGGAAAAUAAUAUUAUUCUAAUGAUUGUAACCAUUACUUGUUCUAAUUAAACAACCUCAAUGUGAACACUUUGCAUCCUGCCUUCUGGUAAAGAUGCCUUGUAACUGACAGUUAUGUAUUAGUGCAAUUGCUGUGCAUUCACUAAUGUUUGUAUCUUGGUUUUUUCCUCUGCUAUUCCCUGGAGGGAAAUUCUCACCUUGCAAUUUGAUUACAGAUUAAAAACAUGCUAAUACAUUUCUGCAGAAUAUGACUGCUCCUUGGUAAGACAUUAUAUAGGUGUGAUGUUGACUUUAUUCCCCUUUGCAAAGGCUGGUCUGUGAUUCCUGUAACCCAUGUAUAC